Pantherophis guttatus is the source of this 9264-nucleotide messenger RNA. RefSeq names its product coiled-coil domain containing 7 (gene CCDC7). Lineage: Eukaryota; Metazoa; Chordata; Lepidosauria; Squamata; Colubridae. The record is from RefSeq and is a predicted model, not a curated record.
UAGGCAAAUUAUUAAAUUAUGGCAAUAACCUAUUUACCGAUGAGAGUUUUGAAGAAUUGUUCAGAAACAUUGAUGGGUAUGUCCACCUGCUCGAUCCCACUCAAAUGCAUAAUUAGCUAAAAUAAUUAAGAAUAAAAUUAAUGUGUCUGAGUUGAGAGUGUGUCAGUAAUAAACUGUAAUGAUGUCAAAAUGACCUGUUGUGAUGUCAUCAUGCAAAUCAUACAACUAUGUCAAUUGUAUAAUUAGGCCCUUGUCAUUCAGUUUCCUCAUAUUCCCCCAUGGAUGCCCUUCCUUACAAAAGCAAAUAAGGAAGGGGCAGAAAGCUUCCUUUUGGACAGCAUGGAGAGCCUGAAGCCACCUUCUCACAAGUAUUUAUCUGGAAAUUACAACUCCAUUUUCAACCAGAAACCGAGCUCGCCACCCGCGCGCCCCCGCGGAACUCCGGUAGCGCUUCUGCAGGCGUAAAACUCAAGCUCUCGUUCAGAACAAAUGACAGUUGAUGACGCAAAGCCCACGAGCUACGCGCCGCUCACAAGAUCGCCGGCUCUCCUUCCUUCGGGUAACGGCCUUUUUCCUCAGAAGAAACAACAAGACACCCGAAGCGGCGCCUGGGUAAAGCGGAGUGCGGCCAGGGGGAGAUGCGGCGCCCAGGCAGUUGAACAGCUUUCGGAAAGCUUUGACCAUAAAAGGAAAGUGUAACUAGGGCCUUUGCCUAGAAGGCAGUUCCUCCUCCUCACAUGUUUUUCCCAGCUGGAGCUUCAGUCAAAUCCCUUCCGGAUGGCUGUUCGGAGCUAUCAAUUAACUCAGCUUUUGAUGUGCCAAGAAACGGUUCAUCUUCCACCGAGCUGACAUCUAGAGAGAUUGGGAACAAUUAACCUGCCUUUGAAGCUAUUGAAUAAUUUCAGAACAUUCUGCAGAUGAAGAUUAUAUAACCAACACAAUGAAUGCAACAAAACAAUUAAAACAAAAAACAAUUGACCGCUCAUCUCCGGGAACAAGGAAGAAAGGAGGAAAGUAUAGGAGAUACGAAGCUAACUCAAUGGUUUUAAUGCCUGCAAUUCCCAAAGAAACCAUUACACAGUAUUCUCUAGGUCUUACCUCAGGAAACAAAGAUAGAAUGUUUGAUGAAAUGGAUAUGCUUAGGAAUAUUACAACACAUCUAAAUGAGAUUGUACAUACAAUGGAAGGUGUCUACAUAAAGGAAGGUGAAGUUAAAGAAAGUAAAGAAGAGGAGGAGGAGGAGGAAGAAGAACUACCUGAAGAUUAUGAAGAUAUGACUUCUUUCCUGAUAUGUUGUUCACAACUUAGGACACAGUUGGAAAAUGCACUUCGUGAAGAAAAGCAAAUAUUAGAGUCAUUGCUUAAGUGGUUUGAAAAGGAGGUCCAUGAGAUGGAAGAGUUAGGUGAGGAAGAAAUUAUCCCAGACUGGCAAGUUCCUCUAGCAGAUAAAAGCAUAACAAAUAAUAUCAAUCAGUUACUGAAUCGCAUUCAAAGACUUGAAGAACUAAAAGGCCGUGUUCAAGAACUACCGAAACUUAUUCAGAUUUCUUUACCUAUAUCUAAACAGGAAAAGAAAAAAGCAGUAAGCCCAACACCUCCCACUCCAAAAGAUCCAAAAAAUAUAAUUGAAGAACUUGCUGCAAGACAUUUAACUGAAGAUGUGAUGAAUAUGGUACAGGUUUUCCAAGAAGAUACAGGACAACCACAAACAAUUGAGAUGAUGAACAAUCGCAUGAUAGAAAUAAUGAAAGUAUUUGAAAGACAAACAAACAAGUUACACAGAGUUGUAAAUGAACAGGAUGUGCUAGAAGGUAAAUUACAGAAAAUUCAGCAAGAAUUUCGAAAGCUAACAGAAGAAAAAGAAAUAAUGGAGGAUGAACUUCAAAAAAUGAAAACUUCAGAGCAAGAUAAAGGAAUACCAGAGACAAGAAAAAAAUUAAAACUGGAGAGGGUGAAAAUUGAAGAGAAACCACAAGUUCCUUCAGAAAAGGCUCAGGUAACACAGAAACUAGAGCCUGGUUUUGCAAAGGAAAAAGACCAUAUACAAAUGAAAGAAGAUUUAAAUAAAGCUCAGGAAGACAUUCAGUCCCUUCAGGAAGAGAACAGAAUGCUUGAGGAGAAGCUACAGAAAGCUUUACAGGAAGUUGAAAAGGCAAAGAUCCAACUUGCUGAAAUACCUCCAACUAUUCCAGACUGGCAGUUUCCUGUAUCAGCAGGUGUGGAAGAGGUACCAAAGAAAGGCAAGAAAACUUCAAAAGGGAAAGCUAAAGAUGAAAUGCUUCCACGAAAAAGUCAGGAACUUUCUAAACAAAAAGGAUCAGCUGGCGUUACAGAAAAGCUUUUAAAACAGGCUUCCCAACCUGAAGAUACUGAUAAAAAAAAGGAAGAAAAUAAGAAAAUAAAAUCUGAGAUGGUUGAUUCCAAAGAUGUGCCAAAACCCAAGGAUUCUUCUGAAAUGAAGAGCCGACGUCUGAAGGGCGCAGGGAAAGAUGUAUCUAUAGAAGAAAAGCAGGAAUUGCCUGAUUCUGCAAAAGAUGAGGAAAAAAUAUUGCCAAUGAUUUUAGAUAAACAUGUAGAAAUGCUUCCACCAGACUCAAAAAGCCUGAGAGAAGAAAUUACUAUAUCUCCUCAAGAACAUGUGCCAAGUGAUAAACAGAAAACUUUGCGAAUUUCUCCAGAAUUCAAAAUGAAGGACACAGCUGAAGUUAAGCCUUUAACAUUGGAAAAAGAAAUUCCAAGACUUGACAUAGACUCGGUAGGACUUCAAAGAGAGGAGGAAAGUCACCACUUGAUCAGUAAAAGCAUGCUUCAGUUAAAAGAUCAUUUGACUAAACUAAAGGGAAUGCCUGAAGCUGAAACUUUAGCGAAACUCUUGCUUGAGUCUGACAAAGGAAAAUUGCCAGAGAGACAAAAACUUGAGUUACUUCAAAUGCUAAAUCAACUGGUAACUCCGGAUGAAAUACAGCAAGCUGGUGAAAAAGAGGAAGAUGAAAAAAAAAGAACUUUGCUUGCAAAUAUAGUAUCGGUUAUUAGACUUUUAUUGCAAGAGCAGACUCCAAAAGCUGAUCUCUCAGAGAAAGAAAGAAAUGAUCUGGCAGAGGAAAGAACAGUUUUGCUUUCAAUCCUAGACUCACACUUAAAAGAUUAUCAUCAAGUUAGAAAACUUGAAAAUAUUGAAACAGAAAUUAGAAAGCUUUCAGAAGAAAGAAUCCAACUACGUGCAAAUGUGGAAUUAAAUAUGAAAGAUUUGGAACAAGCUCGGGUGCGUGCAUCUUCCCAGCCAUCAGAAAUUAAUGAGAACAGAGUAAAAGAACUGGAAAAACAAAGGGCACUGUUAGUUGAUAAUCUGGAAGCAAAUCAAAAAGAACUUGAAAGUGCUAGAUUCCUUGAAGAGAAGAAGAUUGAUAAACUGGCAAAACAGAGCCUAUCUUUGCUUGCAAUUUUGAAAUCAAAUGUAAAGGAGCUAGAAGAAGUUGAGGCUCUUGCAGCUACCGAACCAAGCAUUAUUACUGAUUUAAAAAUAAAAGAAUUAACUGAAUUAAGAAAUGAAGUGGCUGAACAUUUAGAACAAAAUCUGCAGAAUAUCGAAAGGGGAUGGUCUCAUGCUCCAGGACUUACAAUUGAAAGCAGACUUCAAGAAGAGGAAUUACAGGAAUUGCAUGAACUAUCUGAAUUGAAGCAACAGUUACUGGAAUCACUGGAAUCUAAUCAGAAAGCGCUACAAGAAAUUCAAGAACUUGCAGCUGCCCAGACUUGCAAUGUCAAUGAGCAUAUGUUACAGGAAUUAACUGAGCAAAGAAGCCAUUUGACCAUAGAACUAGAAGCAACACUAGAUGGCAUACAAGAUAUAUGUCAUCGACCUGCAGAAAGAACUACAUUUAUACAACCUUCUGAAAAAGAAUUGUAUGAUUUACAUAAACUAUCUGAAAAGAAGGGACAGUUACUUGAAACAUUGGAGUCUAACUGGAGAGAGCUAGAAGAAGUUCAGGAAUUUGCAGCUAUUCAACCCAGCGAUAUCACUGCACAUAAACUGCAGGAGUUAACUGAGCAAAGAAAACAGGUGACCACAGAACUGGAAGCAACUCUAGAUGGUAUUCAAAAUAUAUGUCAUCAGACUACAGAAAUCAGUACAUUUAUACCACCUUCUGAAAAGGAGGUACAUGAGUUGCAUGAACUGUCUGAGAGGAAGCAGCAGUUACUGGAAGCACUAGAAUCUAAUCAGAAAGAGCUACACGAAAUUCACGAGCUUGAGGCCACCCAACUAGAAAGCAUCAAUGAGUAUAAGCUGCAAGUAUUAACUGAACAAAAAAGAUUUUUGACUACGGAUUUGGAGGCAACCCUGGAUACUAUACAAGAUGUAUGUCGUCAUAGUUCAGAAAGAAUUACAUUUAUACAACCUUCUGAAAAAGAAUUACAUGAAUUGGAUGAAUUGGCUGGCAAAAAGCAUCAGUUACUGAAAACACUGGAAUCUAAUCAGAAAGAGCUGCAAAAAAUUCAGGAAUGUGCACCUAUUCAACCAGACAGUGUUAGUGAGCAUAAAUUGCAGGAAUUAAAUGAGCAAAGAAGAAAUUUAACCAUAGAGUUGGAGGCAACUCUAGAUGGUAUGCAGAAUGUAUGUUGUCGUGCUUCAGAAAAAAUUACAUUUAUAAAACCUACUGAAAAAGAAUUAAAUGAGUUGCAUGAAUUAUCUGAGAAGAAACAUCAGUUACUGGAAACACUGGGCUCUAAUCGAAAAGAACUACAAGAAAUUCAGGAACUUGUAGCUAUCCAACCAGGCAGGGUCAGUGAGCAUAAAUUGCAGGAAUUGACUGAACAAAGAAUACAUUUGACCUCAGAUCUGGAAGCAGCUGUAUUUGAUAUACAAAAUAUAUGUCGUCAUGCUUCAGAAAGGACUACACUUGUACAGUCUACUGAAAAAGAAUUACAAGAAUUGCAAGAACUAGCCAAGAAGAAAGAACAGUUAAUAGAAACACUGGAAUCUAAUCGGAAAGAGCUACAAAAAAUUCAAGAACUUGCAGCUACACAACCAGAUAGUAUAAAUGAAUAUAAACUGCAGGAAUUAACUGAGCAAAGAAGGCAUUUGGCCACUGACCUGGAGGCCACUUUAGAUGAUAUACAAAAUGUAUGUCACCGUUAUUCAGAAAGAACUACAUUUAUACGACCUUCUGAAAAAGAAUUACAUGAGUUGUUGAUGAAGGAGCAACAGUUACUGGAAAAGGUAGAAUCAAAUGAAAAAGAGCUACAGGAUGCCAAGGCUCUUGCAACUACCCAGCCAGGCAGCAUCAGUGAUUAUAAAGUACGGGAACUAACCAAGCAAAGAAGAUCUCUCAUUGCAAAUCUAGAGACAAUUAUGCAUGAAAUACAAACAGAAUUUACAUCUGAAGGUGUUUCUAUUGUGCAUCCUGAUGAAAGAGAAUUAUAUGAGUUAUCUGGAAAAAGAGAAGAAAUAUUGGCAAAGCUUGAAUCUGUUCAGAAAGAACUAGAUGAAGCUUCAGCUUCUGCAGCUGCGCAUCCUGGCAGUGUCAGUGAGCAUAUAUUACAUAAACUUUCUGAGGAAAAAAGACAUUUGAUUGAAGAACUAGGGCACACUACCAUUAAUCUACUAAAAGCAAAGAGUGUUGCUUCAGAAAGAGGUAUAAUUGGAAAAUCUAUUGAAAAGGAAUUACCAAUAAAUGACCUAUUAAUGAAGAAGAAAGAAUUGCAAGAAAAGUUGCAGUCCAAUGAGAAGAAAAUAGAGGAAGCUCAGAUUCUUGCAUCCAUCCAUCCAGGCAUUAUCAAUGAACAAGCACUUCAAGAAUUGGUUGAGGCAAAAAGACACCUGAUUACAGAUUUAAGAACAACUGUACAUGAUCUUCAGAAGGCUGAACAUGCUUUAGAAAUGGCUCAGACUGAACGAUCUAGUGAAAUAAUUCAAAAAAAGAGAUCACUGAAUCACCUACUUAAAAAAAGGGAGUUACUACAGAAACGUUUGGAUUCCAACUGGACAGAAUUAGAAGAAGUUCAGGCUCUUAUAGCUGCCAAACCCGGAUAUAUCAAUGAGUUUAAACUACAAGUACUAUCUGAUGAAAGAAGCAAUUUGUCUAAAGAGCUAAAGAAAGUUUUUCGUGAAAUAUUAGCAUUGCAGCAAGGUGCUUCGGAGAAAUUUCCAGAUAGACGUUAUGGAGAAAAAGAAUUAUAUACACUAUCGGAGAAGAAACAACUGUUAUUGGAAAAUUUAAAAAAGCUACAAGAAGCUCAGGCUCUUGCAGUGGCCCAUCCUGGCCAUAUGGAUGAACAUAAACAAAAGCAGCUAACUGAGCAAAGGAAACAUUUAACUGCAGAGUUAGAGACUAUAGUAAAGAAUAUUCGAAGAGUGGAACAUAGUACUUCAGAAAUACUUCUAGAUAUAAGAGCCAGCGAGAAAGAUCUACAUGACUUAUUAGAAAAGAAGUUUGAAAUAUUGGAAGAUUUGGCAUUCAAUCAAAAAGAGCUGCAGGAAGUUCAAGUUCUUGCAGCUGUCCACCCAGAUAGUACCAGUGAUUAUAAAUUGCAAGACCUUACUACAAAAAAUAGGCAUUUGACUGAAUGUCUAGAAGCAACUAUACAAGAUAUACAAGAAAUACACGAAAUACCAAAAAUCCCUUCAGAAACAAUUAUUGUUACAAGACCCAGUGAUGAAAAAUUAUAUGCACUAUCUGAGAAGAAAGAACACUUGCUAGAAAAUCUGGAAUCUAAGGAGAAAGAAUUAAAAGAAGCUGAAACUCUAGAAAUUAGUCAACCAGGCACUGUCAAUGCACAUAAACUACAAGAACUAAAUGAGCAAAGAAGACAUUUAAGUGUAGAACUAGAGGCAACUGUACACGAUAUACAAAAAAUAGAAGAUCGUGCUUCAGAAGAAACCUUAAUGAGAAGAUCUGAGGAAAUAAAACUGUAUAAAUUACGUGCAUGGAAGAAGCUUUUAUUAGAACAUUUGGAAUCAAAUCUGGAACUACAAGAAGAAAUCCAGACUAUGGAACCAGAUAAUACCACUGAAAAAAAGAUAGAGGAAUUACAUGAGCAAAGAAAGAUUUUAAUUGAAAACCUGGAAGCAGUUGUGGAAGAUAUAGAUGAUAUGAAAAGUUAUAUUUCAGAAACAGGAGGAAUUAUCAAAUAUGUUGAAAAAGAUUUGGAAACACUAAAUCAGAAGAAGCAAAUGUUUUUGGAAUGUUUGGAGAUAAAUUUAAACAACCUUCAAGAAGCACAGACUGUUGCAGUUGCUCGUGCAAGCAGAAGAAAUGAACAACAAAUAAUUGAUCUCACAAAUGAAAGAAAGCUUUUGAUUGCUGGUCUUGAAGCAGUUACUCAAGAUUUGCAAGACAUGCAGGACAAAGAAAAAGUUAAAAAAUCCAAAAAACAGCUUUUGGAAGACCUUUGUGAACAAAAAGAAUUGUUAUUAGAAAAGUUGUCAUCAAAUCUGAAAGACUUGAAGCAAGCACAGGCUCUUGCAGCUGCUCAACCAGGGAGUAUUAAUGAGCAAAAGAUACAAGAAUUCAAUGAACAAAGAAGGCUAUUGUCUGUAGGUUUAGAGGGAAUUGUACAAAAUAUUCAAAUUAUACAGAAUCUUAAAUCAAGUAGAACUGAGCUAUUAACACCUGGUGAAAUACAAGGAUUAUAUGAGAAGAGAAGGUUGUAUUUGGACAAUAUGGAAUUAAAUCUGAAAGAUUUGAAAGUUUUGCAGGCCGCUGCAGUUACUCAACCAGAUAAUGAACAGAUAAUUCAACAAUUAGCUGAGAAAAAAAUAAUAUUGUUUGACAAUCUGGAAGGAAUUAUUCAAGAUGUGGAACAAGAACAAAACUUUGAUUUAGAAAAAGGUUUGACAAAAAGAUCUGAUGAGAGAGAAAUACAUGAGCUGCUAGUGUUUUCAGCAUUAGAAUCAAAAUGUUAUGAACUGGAAGAAAUGGGAACUCUUCCAUAUAAUCAGCUGAAUGUUAUCAAAAGGAAAGUGCACAAACUAAAAGAACAAAGAAAGAGUUCAUUUGACAGACGUCAUUUACUUUAUCCCAAAGAGCAGCCAAUAGAAAAUAUUCUUGAGAAGCAAAAAGAAGCACUAAAAGAAUUUCUACAACAAAGAAAACAUCUGUUUUCAUAUCUACGAUCAAGUAUUGAAAAUCUGCAACAAAAAAGCAUUGUUUGGCAAGAUAUGUCUGAUGAGAACAUAGCAAAACAAAGAUGUUUGGCUGCAAAACUAGAAGCAAAUAUGAGAGAUAUACAAGCUGCUUUUGAAAAAACACAGAAAAUGGAAAAGUCCAGAGAUGUUGAAUCAAGGCAACAAUUUCAACCUCUAAUUAGUCAGAAGACUACUGUAACUCAACCGUCAUAUCACCAAUUAUUGAUGACUAAAGUUUCAUCUCUACAAAUAACCAAAGCUCCUAUGAUUAGAAAUAUCAGAUAUGAAGAGACAAGCCUAGAUAGUACAAAAUCAGAGGAAAGACCCACCACUUCUCCCCUAGAGCAGCGGGGCAGAAUUCUAGGGAGGGAAGUAGAUAUGUCAAGUAGAAGCAAACUUAUCCCACAGUCUUUGAAUAACAUAUCUAGUCUUUUUCCAUUUGAUAUCAGCAAGUUUUCUGCCGAUAUUGCAUUGCACGAAUUACUAGAAUAUAACAGGACUCUGCUUCCAGGCCAUAAAGCAAAUCUGCGGCAUGCAUGGCAACUUGCACAGCGAAAGAUACUACAACAACAAGCUAUUCUUGCUGAAAAGUUCAGAGGCUUGUCAGUGUUUUUGCCCCAACCAGGUGGCACUACUAGGUUCCAAGAUUAUUCUGUCCAUCCUUCAAGACCUGCAUGGGAAGCAAACCAGUUAAGCCAAAAGAGCUACCCCCAAAAGCUGUCUUUGUUAAAGAGAAGACUGUUGGGACCAGAAAUAAAAAACAAUAUAAAAGGGGCCACUUAUUCUUCAGCCUUUCAAGGACUAACCAAUCAAGUUCAAGAUGUAGAUUCAUUCAUUAUUUGCGGAAAGGGAUGCAGUCCUCCGAGAAAAGAUGGACCUUCUCCGGUUAUAGGGCAAAAUUCAAGAAGCCACUGAUCUAACUUUGAUUUUUUGGAUAAAUUCAUUAUGCAGCAACCUAGUAACUUUCAACUUUAUAACUGUGAUAAGAAAAAAUUAAGGCAUUCAUGUAUGAAUCUCUUUUGAGACCUGUGAAAACUGUAAUUUGCAGUGUAAUGGCAGUUAAAAUAUACAUAAGCUGAACUAACAAAUCUCAAGAGUAAUGCCUUUUACUGCAUUUGAUAAAAGUACAUUUAUGCCUC